Molecule: messenger RNA, 4792 nt
Organism: Aspergillus alliaceus
Lineage: Eukaryota; Fungi; Ascomycota; Eurotiomycetes; Eurotiales; Aspergillaceae
Exons: 3
Coding region: 131-4633 (1500 amino acids)
Biological process (GO): deadenylation-independent decapping of nuclear-transcribed mRNA
Cellular component (GO): P-body
Molecular function (GO): protein binding
Source: RefSeq, a predicted model, not a curated record
UUCGAUCUCAUUCUUUUACGUUAAUCCGACUCGGCUGCUUACUCUCCUUUUGACUCUCGAAAGAGAGCUCUUGAAAAGCACGUUGGAGCUUGAAUGUUGGAGGUCGCCUUCACCGCGGCGAGCGACAGAAAUGUCCACCCCCAAUGAUCUCCAGGCCCUCCUGGCGAGCAUUCGGCCGCGUCCUUCUCUUUCGAACACGCCCGGUCAGGAUGCUCCCAUGCAGUACCCUCAGCAGUACCAAUCCGGAUUACGCCCCCAGCAGCAUCCUCCCUAUGAUGGACAGAGCCUUCCUCACCCCCAGCUGCAACAGCAUGGUUACCGCCACCCAUCAGUCUCAUCUACUAUUCACAGUCCCUCUCCAGUGAAUACUCCACCCCACCAUGGCUCGGACAUUCUCAGUCCUAAUAUUCCUACGCCCCGUGGGGAGAUGUUUCCUCCCCAGCAGCAUCAGCCGAUGUCCCAGAAUCCUGAUCGUGCUGCAAAUCUGCUCAACCUGCUGAAAUUCAACCAGCCUGCGGCACCCUCUGCUCCCCAGCAGCCCUCGCAAUUUGGGUUGGAGCAGCCGAAGCCGUCUCACAUCCACGAUGUCGGCCCGGAAGCAGCCAAAUCCCACGCGAGAAAUAUCUCCGCGUCCGACUUGGUUGCUACUCUCUUUGGCCGACAGGGAGCUGCAGUCCCUACCAAACCUGCUGGUCCUCAGUUUGGUCAACCUGGGCCCGCCGUCCCUGCUGGUGAAGGCUCUACUGCCCCGACCGCGGAAAAUACACAGGAAAUGCUACUUCGCUUGCUCAACCGUCCCAAGCCUAGCCAAGGCAUUUCUGAAGGUCCUGUGAAACCUGUCCCUCAACCGUCAACUUUCAUUCCCCCUCAGAAAUCCCCUGCAACUGAGGCUGUUUCUGGCAACGCUGCGAUGCCCUCAGUUCAGCCUGUAGAGGAGUCUUUGGCUGUGGACUCUCGUCCCGAGGAUAUCGUACCCGGGAAACCGGAUACCAUCGCUCCUCAUCAGGCAAGACCCUCUCCAUCUGGUAAGGAGACAUUAUUCACAUAUGUCAACCCCUUUGACCAGCUUGCGGCUGCCUCUCCUCGUAAGGCAACUCCACAGCCCAAGUCUCGGAGCGAGAGCCCAGCCGUAGAGGUCAUGGGAAGUAAGAAAAUCAUCACCACGGAGGAGCCCACUUAUGAGGCAACGGGCGCCAGGUCGCCGAGUUUGGCAGAAGAGCAAAAAGAAGCUGUGUCCCAGGUAGUUGAUAAUCUGGUGAGCCAGAUCGUCCGUGAUGUUGAUGAAGCGGUCGCAAACGCGGUGAAAGCAGAGAGCAAACCCGUGACGACAACAAUUCAGGAAGAGAGCGCACAAGAGACUCUGUCAUCGAUUGCUAGUCACCUUCGGGAGACCGUCGCUGAAGCUAAGGAAACCGCCCAAGAGAAUGAAAAUAAUGAGGCAGCAAAUGAAACCACAGCUGAUACUUUUGUUGCGAAGGAAACUUCGAACAAUGGCAGCGGUGAUGCCUUGGCUGAUAGCUGGGAGAGUGCAGAAGAUAGCGCCCAGAAGGAAGAAGAGCGAAUCGUGCCCGUAUAUAACUUCCCGUUGAAGCCGUUCAUUUCCAUAUCCGUGAACGCCCGCAACCCUGAUAAUUUAUCUACACUCCGGGAUGAUGGGAUCAUGGACAUCGCUCGGCUCAAGAAGGAGUUCGAUCAAUUGGACCGUUCGUUGACGUCGGCCACCUCCGAGUAUAUUGUUUAUGCUCUGGCGAAGAAUGGGGGCAUGAGAAUAAUCCGCCAGGAUGAUGGAAGCGACAAACAAGUAUUCCGUUAUACCCGUGAUCGUGUGUUUAACGUCGCGGUCUGCACCUCCCAGAUAACAACAGGUACAUCUGACGAGCAGGCCGUCCUGGGCAUCGGCGUUAGUGGUGCUGUGUACUGGGCAUUGAUCUCGAAUGCGGACAAGGACCUGUUUGAAAUGGAUGCUUUGGAGAGCGAGAGUCUCAUCUUCCCGCCAUUCCCAGCUUCAGAUGAGAAUACUUCCGGUGGCCAGCUGAAAACGCGUGCCAAACGGAGCUCUCGUCAUCCAGGGUUCUUUGCAAUCGGCCGCGGCAAAAAUAUCUACGUGAUCUCUCCUCAGGCCGCCGCAAAUCCAAAUUACGGUAUAUCCGGCACACAGCGGACUGUCAACACGGAGAAAUUCUUCAAAGAGCGCGCCUUGAAGAUUUCCACUGGCAAGGCCGGUAAAGACUUCAUGUUCAGUGACGAUGACACUGUAAUUGCCUCUCUCGAUAAGACAGGUCGUCUACGUUUUUGGGACAUCCGCGACGUUGUCAACAAUACCUCUUUCUUUGCCGCUGGACCCAGCCCAACCGAAGUCCGCGUUCCAUUGAACACCUUCGUCACAGGCUCUCCAGCAGAGAAGUCAUGGCCCACAUCUGUACUUUUCAUUGACAAGUUGCGCCCCUAUGUAAAGUCCAUGGCUCUUCGUUACGUCCUAGUUGGCCUUAAGCAGAAUCACACCUUGCAGCUCUGGGAUAUUGGGCUAGGCAAGGCUGUGCAGGAGCUCAAGUUCCCUCAUGAGAACGAAUCGGAUGCCAUUUGCAGUGUCGCAUAUCAUCCCGGAUCGGGGAUCAUCGUUGUUGGACAUCCCACACGCAAUUCGAUCUAUUUUGUUCAUCUUUCUGCGCCCAGAUACAACCUGCAGUCCAUGUCUCAGGCAUCCUUCAUCAAGCGCUCGGGUGAGAAGGAUGGCAGCCUUCCCAAACCAGAAUCGACCGCAUGCAUGAGCGGCAUACGAGAGAUCUCAUUUGCCUCAAAGGGUCAGCUACGGAGCUUGGAUCUUCUCCCAAUCAACAAGGCAGCCGGUGAAGAGAACGGUCUGUUUGAGCUUUACGUGAUGCACUCGCGUGGAGUGACCUGUCUGAACAUCAAGAAGGAAGAUUUAGGAUGGAGCUCCGAUAACAAGAUCAUCCGUCCCGUUAAUGCCCUGGAACAAGGUCUUAUUGAAAUUUCUGAGCUUCAGGCAUUCCCUGCUUAUGUUACAGAUGAUCCUUCUAUUAAUGGUGACGCUGUUCCCAAUCCAACCAAAACUGUUCCUAAGGAAAUUACCAAGAAGGCGCCUGAUCUGAGCGCUGAAGCCAGUGCUAUGGCUAGUGCUACCGCUUCACGUACCCAUUCCCCUAGUAAGUCCGCUCCGAAGAAGAAGGCGGGCGAAGAGCAGGCCGAAUCGAUGACUACCACCAAUGCUACAGAGAAGCCUGAGAAGAGGAAGAAAAAGAAGGCUACUGGUGCUGUUGAGGUACCUGUCAAAGCAAGAGAAGCGAAUUCUCCCUCUGUCACUGGCUCAAUUGAGGGUCUUACAGCUCUGGCUCAGAGUGAAGCUAUCUGCGAACAGCUGAACGGCGAUGUGCCCAAGUCAUCUACGACUAUUGCUGCACCGGUUAACGCUGGUGUCAUCGAGUCAAGCGAUGCCUGGAUUAAGCACGUGGAGGCCUUGCAAACCGGCGUGUCCACUGAAUUCAACAAGAGUCUUGGUCGGGAACUCGAAGGACUGUACCAGCGUUUCGACGAAGAGCGUCGCAGCUGGGAUGCAGCUUCCGCGGCCAAGCAGGACCAAGUCUUGCGGUUGGUCUCGAGCACCCUCUCUGAUAACGUGGAAAAGAAUCUCGCGCACAUCGUUUCGAACAGCAUUCAAUCGGACGUAGUGCCCGCCUUGGCAAAUCUGACAUCCUUAGCUGUCGGUAAACAGUUAGACACUGUUGUGGCUCAGCAGAUAGGCGCUGCCCUUCCUCGUGAGCUGCGUCAGGCUCUACCCGAAACUAUCACCCGUGCCAUGAAGCAACCAGAAAUAGUGAAAACCUUGUCGGAAGCAGUGGGUCAAAGCCUUCUGCCUAACAUUGAAGCCGAGAUUUCGACGGCUGUUCAACGCACGGUCACACCAGCCUUCAAGACCCUGGCUACACGCGUUUCAGAGAAGAUUGGAUCCGACAUGGAAAAUCAAAUGCAGACACAAAUGAAGCAAUACGAGGUGCAACGUCAGAACGACGCUGCUAAGAUCGACCAGCUCACUAGUCUUGUUCGUGGUUUAUCGGAUACAGUGGCCUCUAUGGCUGCGGCGCAGACUAGUUUUCAGAAUGAGAUUUUGAGGCUUAACCGCGCUCUGGGCCAGCAGGAAGAUAGGCAAAGUUUGCCACAGCCGGCGACCACCAUGGCUGCCCCUAAUGAGACGCAGUCAACUGAGGAUGUGGAAUUGGCGGAGAUCGCCCAAUUAAUGAAUCAAGGCAGACUUGAAGAGGGUUCAGUCAAGUGGCUCCAAUCCAAUCAACAGGCAGACCUUUUUGACAAUCUCUUCAUCGGCUUGGAUCCGUCCUACUUGACCAGCCUCUCUCCCAUUGUGGCGCUCUCCGUCGGUGUUGCAGUCACAUCAUCCCUGCAAACGAAUGUUGCGGAACGUCUUAAGUGGCUGGAAGUUGUCCUGCAGACUGUGAAUCCGAUGGAUGCGGACAUUCGGGAAGUUGCUCCGAGAAUUAUGGAGAUCUUGCUCCAACGACUGGAUAUGUUGUACAUGUCUGUCGCUAAGAAUGCGCCACAUGAUCCUGUUAUUCGCAAGAUCCCUUUCCUCUCCCGCCGUGCUCGAGAGCUCCGUGGAUAGAUCUGUGAUCUAGUCCGCUCGAUGUACUACAUGGUAUCUUCACAGCAAUUGAAUACGUAUUUUGGUUCGUCGUUGAUAAUAAUAACGGAUUAUGCAAUUAAUGGCUCAAAAGGGCGAAUAAUGUGUGUAGAGGGAAGCAAAACAACAACAAAGGCGAGU